UCACUUACAGUUUUCUUUGACUGGAGUGACCGCUUGAAGUUCUACAAGUUGGGAGCCUACUGGCCUUACACUCCUUCCAUCCAUUUGUUUUAUGGUCUCAGAGCAGCUCUUGAUCUCAUUUUCUAGGAAGGACUUGAAAAUAUGAUUGCCAGAUACCAUCGCUCAGGAGAAGCAACCAGGCUUGCAGUGGAAGCAUGUGUUUGAAGAACUGCACACAGAAGGAGGAGUGGUAGAGUGAUUCAGUGAUUACGGUUCUUGUUCCUCCUUACAUUGAUACUGCUGAAAUAGUGAGAAUGGCAUGGAAGAGAUACAACUCUAGCUUAGGUCUUGCACUCAACAAAGUUGCUGGCAAGGUUUUCAGAAUAGGUCAUCUUGGCAACUUAGAUGAGUUGAAACUAUUGGGAUGUCUUGCUGGAGUGGAGAUGGUAAUGAGAGAUGUGGGAUACCCUGUGAAGCUUGGAAGUGGGGUUGGUGCUGCUUGUGCUUACUUGCAGAACAACACUCCUCUCAUCCCUUCCAGAAUGUGAUUUCAUUCUCACAUUCCUUCAAAUUCCUUUCUCUUUUCUGGAUUCCAUCUGAAUUAGACAAACA
Neltuma alba is the source of this 591-nucleotide messenger RNA. RefSeq names its product serine--glyoxylate aminotransferase. The record is from RefSeq and is a predicted model, not a curated record. The coding region runs from base 294 to 527 and encodes 77 amino acids. The transcript has 3 exons. NCBI's taxonomy places the organism in Eukaryota, Viridiplantae, Streptophyta, Magnoliopsida, Fabales, Fabaceae.